GCAAGAGGCACCCAGUUCUUCAAGUGUGGAGGCUCUUGCUAGCCAUGGCCCACCUGCUCUGGUUCCUGCUGCUGUUGGGGCUGUGCCCGAGUCUGGUUUCUGGAGGGCAGCCUACGCCCACACCCCCUCCUGGCGCUUUGAACUAUACCUUGCCUACAGCCAAGUACAGGGUCCAACAAGUCUACAGCCCCGGACCCAUCAGCGCUCUCUUCCGCAUGGUGCACCUCUUCCUGCAUGUGGUCCAGCCGCACCCCUUCCCUGAAGAGAUUGUAAAAAAAAUCAUACAGAAGAAGUUUGAGCCUUCAGUGGAAUAUGAAAAGCCAGAGAAUGUAGUCCUGGCUCUGAAGGUUGUCUACUACGAGUUGGGCAUCAUCAUCUGCGGUCUCCUGGGACUGCUCUUUGUCCUUCUGAUGCCCGUGGUGGGGUGCUGCUUCUGCCUGUGUCGGUGCUGCAACAAAUGUGGAGGGAAGAUGCAUCAGCGACAGAAGGGAAAUGAGCUCUUGCACCGGAAGUGCCUGGGUGUCUCCCUCUUGGUGAUCUGCAUCAUCAUAAGCCUCGGCAUCACCUAUGGGUUAGUGGCCAACCAGCAGGUGAGGACUCGGGUGAAGAGGACCCAGAGACUGGCAGACAACACCUUCCAGGAUCUGCAGGCUUUCCUGGAUCUGACCCCAAAGCAAAUCAGGUACAUAGUGGCCCAGUAUAACACCACCAAGGACCGUGUAGUCUCCAAUCUGGACAAUAUUAACAUGAAGCUGGGAGGUGAAAUCACUGAACGGCUGGAACCUGUGGUGAUUCCCGUCUUUGAUGAGGUCAAAGCCAUGGUCACAGCCAUCAGAGAGACCAAGAAGACCCUGGAAGACAUGAAGGUGAGCUUGAGCAACCUGAAGAGCGGAAGCAGUGCACUGAACCGGAGUUUAAGUGAUGUCAAAGCCAGCAUAGAGCAGUCACUCAACGAACCAGAGUGCUUGAACAAAGCAGCAGAGAUCUGCAGUGACAUCCGGUUGUCCCUGCGCCAACUGAACAGCAACUCCGACCUGGGCCAGCUGCCACCAGUUGAUCAGGAACUUAACAACAUCAACAAUGUUGUUAAUACUGACCUGAAUGCCCUGAUUGAAGAGGGCAACAAAUCCUUUAAUGACAUACCUGCGAGAGUGCAAAACCAAACAACGAACGUCAUAGCAGAGCUCAAAAAGGUCCUGAAUUCUAUUGGUUCCAGAAUCGACAGUGUCACCCAACAGCUGCCCAUCCAGGAGACACUGAACAAUCUUACUGGGUACAUGAAUAAGUCCGAGGACUACUUACACAAAAUUCUGCCCAAAGUGGAAGAAGUUGAUUCCUACUGGUGGCUGGCUUGCUUGAUCAUCUGUUGCCUGCUGAUCCUCAUCGUGAUUUUUUUUGUCCUGGGCUUACUGUUCGGCGUGUGCGGCUUUAACCAGUUGGCCACCCCCACCACCCGAGGCUGCGUCUCCAACACUGGAGGCAUCUUCCUCAUGGUUGGAACUGGAUUAAGCUUCCUCUUCUCCUGGAUAAUGAUGCUCCUUGUGGUUGUUGCCUUUGUCGUUGGUGCAAAUAUGGAAAAACUGGUCUGUGAGCCUUAUGCAAACAGGAAGCUAUUUCAGGUUUUGGACACACCCUAUCUCCUGAAUGAGGAGUGGAAGUACUAUCUCUCUGGCUUGAUAUUCAAUAAACCCGACAUUGAGCUCACUUUUGAACAUGUCUACAGGGACUGCCAAAAUGGUAAAGGCACUUAUACCGCACUUCAGCUGCAAAACCACUUCAACAUCACUGAGCAGCUCAACAUCCAGCAGCAUACUCAAAACAUGGUGAAGGAAUUUGAAAACAUGAACAUCAGUCUUGAUGGUAUUGUUCUGCUAGAUGAAGCCGGGAAAAGAAACCUGCAGGAGUUUUCUAACUGUGGAAUAGACACACUGGAUUAUGCUGCCUACCUGGCCCAGGUUGGUAAAUCCCCCUCAACUAUGGACCUCUUAACAUUUUCAAGUGAGCUAGAAGGAAAAGCCGAUCAUUUGCCCGAAGGAAAUUUGAAAACGACCUUGAAGAACGCUGCCAGUAAUCUGACGACCAUUCACAAUGAACAAGUUACUCCCAUGGAAAUCGCACUGCUUGCAUUACCAAACUACAUCAAGACACUUCAGCACUUGAGCAGCAACGUGGGGAAGGUGAACGUGAUCCUUCACUCUUUGGAUGAAGCUCAGAACUUUGUCACAAAAAAUAUUUCAUCUAUUAUUAUUGAAGAAUCUGAGAAGUUCGGGAGUACCCUAGUAUCACAUUUUCAAUAUUAUCUGCAAUGGGUUGAGUUUACUGUCACUGAGGAACUGGCAUCCUGCAAGCCUGUGGCCACAGCCCUGGACUCCGCUGUCUCGGUAGUUUUUUGUAACUACAUUACUGACCCUCUGAAUUUGUUUUGGUUUGGCCUUGGAGAAGCGACUGUGUUUUUACUUCCGGCUCUAAUUCUUAGCGUAAAGCUAGCCAAGCAUUAUCGUCGGAUGGAGUCAGAGGAUGUGUAUGAUGAUGUUGAAACUAUACCCAUGGCAAAUAUGGAAAAUGGUAAUAGUGGUUAUCGUAAAGACCAUUUAUAUGGUGUCCACAAUCCUGUUAUGACAAGGCCCGUGUAUCACUGAUGGCUAAUGUGGAAUCAUUUGAGCAUCAAGACCCCCCCACCAAGUGGAGGUGUCACAGACUUCUGUGGUCCCUGGGACUGCACGGACUUUCCCCGGCCAGGAGGAGCUCCAGGUACCACAGAGUGACUGGCGGGUACCCGGAAGGGUCAUCUUGGAUCUCCGGGCUGUGCUUUGUCAGCAAUGAACACAAGUACAGGCUGUGACUUCACCCAGUGUUCAGGGGUCCUCUCCUCCCCUGCACAUUUGCUGCUUUUUCACACUAGGUUCCUUUUGAGACACUACAACCUGUGGGGUGUGGGAUUCUGUUCCUGUGUUUCUGGGUCAGCAUCUGCUGAGCUGUGGGAAUUGGGUUUCCAACAGAACACCACUCGGGAAGUGUGCUAAACACACACCCGCCUGCAGAAGAGAUGCAUUUCAUGUGUGGAAAAUUGUGUAUGGACCUUUUGUUGCCACGGUCAGAGGGUUUUGAACAAAUGAGUGUUGUAGGAUCUUCAGUGAGCUCGCCAUCAGGUCAGUGUUGACUUAUAGGUGCUGCUGACAAGAAAUAAUGCAUUUUCCCUGAAAAUGCAUGAAAUCCAUGACGUAACCUUCCUCUCAGGGCUGUGCAUCUGCUCUGCUCAGGAUGUGCCAGGUUCUCUGGAAACCGGAUGCAAGAGCAGUCCCAAAGAAAGAUGCCGAUUCUGUCCAGCAAAUUCCAACAGGGAACAGGGCGGGAGGGAGAGAGAUGGAGAGAUUUAGGCAGAUGCCAAUGACAUGGAGCUUUCUGACUUAUUAGGAUAAAUGUUAAUCAGAGCUAAAUGUCACCCGGAUGCUAAAGAGAAGCAUGGGACCAUCCAGUCAGGAUUCUCGGGUUUAGUACCCAAGGUGUGUGAGGUCUUUCAGUUUAGUUUCUAAAAGCAAACAAACACAAAAAUCCACAAAAUAAAUAUCCAUUUCCUUGGGGAGUUUUACAUGGCAUUGCCAUCAUCAAAAGCAAUAAGCAGUGAAGAACUGGACAAAGAUGAUUCAGCUUUUCCAUUGUGAGAAUCAAAAGGCCAACUUUUCCCCCCAUUCUUUUCAUGUGCAGGUUGGUUUCAAAAUAAAAAGGAACUUGUCAAAUGUGA
This is a messenger RNA of Ochotona curzoniae (black-lipped pika), 3742 nucleotides long. It is a transcript of the gene PROM1, whose product is annotated as prominin 1. Gene Ontology annotation, cellular component: prominosome; microvillus; apical plasma membrane. Gene Ontology annotation, molecular function: cholesterol binding. Bases 45 to 2639 code for a protein of 864 amino acids. Lineage: Eukaryota; Metazoa; Chordata; Mammalia; Lagomorpha; Ochotonidae. The record is from RefSeq and is a predicted model, not a curated record. The transcript is spliced from 27 exons.